Owenia fusiformis is the source of this 1632-nucleotide messenger RNA. The record is from the annotation of a GenBank genome assembly. NCBI's taxonomy places the organism in Eukaryota, Metazoa, Annelida, Polychaeta, Sabellida, Oweniidae.
GAAAGUCAUAUCUUAGAAAUUAACAAACAAGAGUAACAUCAUUAUAUCAGAGUCUAUCAAACAUCAAAACAUGGCAAGCAACAGUUACCAGGGACUAGAUGCAGUAGUAUGUCGGACACCAAUGGCUAACCGCAACACAAGUCUACUUAUCCCAGAUCUUGAUUCACCAUUCUCAAUACGCAGAUUGCUUGGUCUUCCUGAAGAAUCAUCACCAGAGGGCGAACCAGCUUACCAGCCACAGACUGACCAGGUGUCACCGAUGAAGUUCCCAUGUGGGUUGCCACAAGAUAAUUCCUGUGUGCUACCACUGAGGAGUUACUAUGAAGCACCGCAAGUCAAUAGCAGCCAGACAACCCAACAGCGACAAGGGACCUACAACAAUCCAUCCCGAGUGCACUAUCAAGGGCUACCAAAAGUGGAUUAUCGACAACAAAGAGGUGUAAUGAAUCAACUAUCGCAUAACCCAGCAUUCUAUGAACUCUCAGCUGCACUAGCUGGUGACAUGACAACAACAAACACCCCAUCGCUGCUCUUUCACAGCAUAGCACCUCAGAUGACAGUGCCUCCCACUCUGAGAGCAUCUAUGUUGGAUUUACGCUUUGGUAUGCUGGAUAUCCAACAUUGUGUCUCGUCCAAUCAGCUUUUGUCAUUCUACCGUCAACAUACGGCAACUAUAGAGCAUGAACGUUACCAAGCACUCACCACAUCUGGUGAUGUGUACUAUCAACAGAGCGUGCAACUACAUUAUGAUAAACAGCGACAUCUACUGAUGGACCGUGUUGAAGAAAGUCUCAAACUUCUCGAGAACUCUACAAGUUGCCAGUCAACAACUUCAACUAAGAUGGCUGUCUAUGAACCACGACACAGUGACGGUCUCUAUGGAUAUACACAACAGACCCUUCAAACCCAGCCGCCUGCCCCAUCAAAGCCAACUACGGGAAAGAUCCAGAAGACUGGUCGAGUCUACCGUCGUCUGAACUUCUCAAAGGACACCACUUGUGUGCUGAUGGACUGGUACCUCAAGAACACUCACAAUCCCUAUCUCAGCUCUACUGAGUGCCGAGCUCUUGCUGUAAAAGCCAAGGUGUCCCCAGCACAAGUGCGUAAGUGGCUGGCUAAUAAACGUAAUAGAGACUGUAAAAGUCAGCGCCUCGAUAUCCCUGUGUCACAGAGAUCACAUACCAGCCAUCCAAUCAGGCAUUUGGACACUAGUAGAGAAUCUGUUAACCUUGACUAGAUCUGGACAAGUAGUGUUUUAAUGCAUUUAAACAAUGUAUGUAUAUAAUAUAAUGAGUGUACUAAAAUGUGUAUAUGAACUAUACAUAUCAACUCUUAUUCUCAGUUAACACUAAUUGUUUAUUUCUGUUGAUCUGAAAAUAAUUUUGAAGAAUUUGUUUUUGUUAUAAAUUUUUUUUAUGAAACUUAAAUAUGUUCAAUACAGCAUAUUACUAUUGUAAAUACAUGUACAUAUUGUAAGUAAUCAAUCUGUAAAUAUAUAAAUGUUGAUAUAUUGAAACUUAUUUUCUGUUUGAAUUAAGAAAACUUGUAGUAAGCAGGGUGACGUAACAUUACAAUAAUCACCUUGUUGUUGAAUAAAUAACAAUCAAACUCAUUGUUUAAAACAUUGACUAA